CGGCUGGGAGGGAGGCUGGGCCCGCUGGAGAGGGAGGUGAGCGGAUCGCUGGGGCUGCUCGGCUCCUGCGCGCCCUCGCGCUCCCCGCCGCCCGCCGAGGCGCAGGCAGGGUGCAGGCGGCGGCGGGCGGCAUGGAGAGCCUGCUGGAGAACCCGGUGCGUGCCGUGCUCUACCUCAAGGAGCUCACGGCCAUCGUGCAGAACCAGCAGAGCCUCAUCCACACCCAGCGCCAGCGCAUCGACGAACUGGAGCGGCGGCUGGACGAGCUAAGCGCCGAGAACCGCAGCCUGUGGGAGCACCAACAGCUGCUGCAAGCCCAGCCUCCGCCCGGGCUCGUCCCUCCGUCGCCAGCCUCGCUGCCCGUCACCCCGGCCACAGCCGCCGCCGCCGCCGCCGCUGGGGCCCAGGAACCGCUCCAGAACCACGGACAGCUCUCGCCCGCCGCGCCGCAGCCUGCGCCGGAGCAGCCACCGCUUCAGCACCACGGACAGCUCCUGGUGCAGCCCCAGCCGGGCCCCAGCAGCAGGGCUCACGCACCCCAGUCUCCCCACCAGCACCCAGUGGCGCCCGGGGCAGUCGCCGACAAGGAGAAAGAGCGUCCCCCGAGUUGUUGCACUGCCGCUGGAACCCUCCUUCAGCACAAAUCCCCCGCCGCCCUCGGCAAGGGCGUCCUGAGCAGGAGACCCGACAAGAAGAGGACUUCUUGCCGGUCAGCUGGAAAAUGGGGCCAGAGUGAAGGCUCACCAAGAGGAAGGAGUGUGUGUCUUUUUGCUCACCUAGAAGCCGGCACAAAGAAUGAGACCGUGCUGCACCAGUUCUGCUGCCCAGCUGCUGACGCCGAGCAGAAGCCCGCCUGCUCCGACUUGGCCUCCCAAAGCGAUGGCUCCUGUGCCCAGGCCGGUGGGGGCAUGGAGGACUCCGUGGUGGCAGCGGCGGCGGUGGCAGCCGGCAGACCCAGUGCCCAUGCCCCGAAGGCUCAAGCCCAGGAGCUGCAGGAGGAGGAGGAGCGGCCGGGGGCGGGGGGUGCCUCCCCGAGGGCUGGCUCCCACCGCGCGGCCUCCCCCGGCCGGCAGCAGCCUGCCUUGGCGACGGCGCUCUGCUCCCACGCCCCUAACGCCUCCGAUUACGAGCUCUCCCUUGACCUAAAGAAUAAACAGAUUGAAAUGCUAGAACACAAGUACGGGGGCCACCUUGUGUCCCGGCGCGCCGCUUGCACCAUCCAAACCGCCUUCCGCCAGUACCAGCUCAGCAAGAACUUUGAGAAGAUCCGCAACUCCCUCCUGGAGAGCCGCCUGCCGCGGCGGAUCUCCCUGCGCAAGGUGCGGGCGCCCACAGCCGAGAGCCUGGCGGCCGAGAAGGCGCUCAUGGAGGGCUACGGCCUCAUGGGGCUGCCGCUGGUGCGCUCGCCCUCCCUGCCGCCCACCUUCGCGGGCACGCUCACCGAGCUGGAGGACUCCUUCACCGAGCAGGUGCAGUCCCUGGCCAAGUCCAUCGACGACGCCCUGAGCACCUGGAGCCUCAAGACCAUGUGCUCCCUGCAAGAGAGCGGCGCUUACCAACUCCACCAGGCCCUGCACGCAGGCGCGGGGCCACCCGGCCUGGAGGCCGAGAUGCGGGAGCUCAACAGCGCCCGCCCGGCGCCCGGGGAAGAGGCCGCCGAGGUCGCCGGCCUGCCCCAGGGCCACAGCAGCACCCUCAUGAUGGCUUUCCGGGACGUCACCGUGCAGAUCGCCAACCAGAACAUCUCUGUCUCCUCCGCCACGGCUCUGUCGGUGGCCAACUGCUUGGGCGCGCAGACCGCCCAGGCCCCGGCAGAGCCCGCGACGGCGGGCAAAGCGGAGCAGGGCGAAGCCCCGGGGCAGGAGCCCCCCGAGGCCCCCACCGCUGGUCAGGGGGGUGCUCCCGCCGAGAACACGGGCGCAGAGGCCGGAGCCAGCGCCGCCUUGGGCGCGCACCCACCUGGGGCUGCCCAGGCCGUGGUGGAGGGGGCCGCGGUAGCGGUCUCGGAGGCAGAGGCAGAGGAGGAGGAGGCCGGGGAGGCGGGGAAGGAGACGGAGGCCGAGGCCGGCGACAACUCGGAGCAGCUGAGUAGCAGCAGCACGUCCACCAAGUCGGCCAAGUCGGGCUCGGAAGCAUCGGCCUCAGCCUCCAAGGAGGCCCUGCAGGCCAUGAUCCUGAGCCUGCCGCGCUACCACUGCGAGAACCCCGCCAGCUGCAAGUCGCCCACGCUCUCCACAGACACGCUGCGCAAAAGGCUCUAUCGCAUCGGCCUCAACCUUUUCAACAUAAACCCGGACAAAGGCAUCCAGUUCCUGAUCUCCCGAGGCUUCAUCCCUGACACCCCCAUUGGAGUGGCCCACUUCCUGCUCCAGCGCAAGGGCCUCAGCCGGCAGAUGAUCGGGGAGUUCCUGGGUAACAGCAAGAAGCAGUUCAACCGCGAUGUGCUGGACUGUGUGGUGGACGAGAUGGACUUCUCCAGCAUGGAGCUGGACGAGGCCCUGCGGAAGUUCCAGGCCCACAUCCGCGUGCAGGGGGAAGCCCAGAAGGUAGAGCGACUCAUAGAGGCCUUCAGCCAGCGCUACUGCAUGUGCAACCCCGAGGUGGUGCAGCAGUUCCACAACCCCGACACCAUCUUCAUCCUCGCCUUUGCCAUCAUCCUCCUCAACACCGACAUGUACAGCCCCAACAUCAAGCCCGACCGGAAGAUGAUGCUAGAGGACUUUAUCCGAAACCUGAGAGGUGUGGAUGACGGUGCCGACAUCCCCAGGGAGCUGGUGGUGGGCAUCUAUGAAAGGAUACAGCAGAAGGAGCUCAAGUCCAAUGAGGACCACGUCACGUAUGUCACCAAGGUGGAGAAGUCCAUUGUGGGCAUGAAGACGGUGCUGUCGGUGCCCCACCGCCGCCUGGUGUGCUGCAGCCGGCUCUUUGAAGUGACAGAUGUCAACAAGCUGCAGAAGCAGGCCGCGCAUCAGAGGGAGGUGUUCCUCUUCAACGACCUGCUGGUGAUUCUCAAACUUUGCCCGAAGAAGAAGAGCUCCUCCACAUACACGUUCUGCAAGUCAGUGGGCCUGCUGGGCAUGGGGUUCCACCUCUUUGAGAAUGAAUAUUACUCUCAUGGCAUCACCCUGGUGACCCCGCUUUCGGGCUCUGAGAAGAAGCAGGUGCUGCAUUUCUGUGCCCUGGGCUCGGACGAGAUGCAGAAGUUUGUGGAGGACCUGAAGGAAUCCAUCGCUGAGGUGACAGAGCUGGAGCAGAUCCGGAUAGAGUGGGAGCUGGAGAAGCAGCAGGGAGCAAAGACGCUGUCCUUCAAGUCCAGCGGGGCACAGGUGGACCCACAGUCCAAGCACGGAUCGCCUACAGCCAAAAGGGAAGCUGCCCUGGGGGAGAAGCCGGUGGAGAGCACGGUGGAGGUGUCAAUUCACAACAGGCUUCAAACGUCUCAGCACAACCCCCAGCUGGGGGCCGAGAGGGGAGCGCCGGUGCCACUGCCAGACCCGCAGCCUAGCCCCUUGAGGGAGCAGCCCCCGCCGCUGCCGCCGCUGCCACCCACACCCCCCGGGACCCUGGUGCAAUGCCAGCAAAUUGUCAAGGUCAUUGUCCUGGACAAGCCCUGCUUGGCCCGCAUGGAGCCCCUGCUGAGCCAGGCUCUCUCCUGCUACACCUCGUCCUCCUCUGACUCCUGUGGCUCCACACCCCUGGGUGGCCCAGGCUCCCCGGUCAAGGUCAUCCACCAGCCUCCGCUGCCCCCACCCCCACCCCCCUACAACCACCCCCACCAGUACUGCCCGCCCGGCUCUCUGCUGCACCGGCGCCGCUACUCCAGCGGCUCCAGGAGCCUGGUGUAGACUCUGCGCCCCCCCCACCCUGCUGCUGUCCCAGGAGGGCUGGCCGCUGGGGGGCCCUCGGCUGCACCCAGCAGCCCCCACCGCCCCUUUGCUCGCUGCUCCCCACGCCCUGGCACGAUGCACUACUGGUCACUGAUCACCAUCAUUUUGGAAAGAGAAUCCCAAUCCCUGGCACCUAGGUUUGCCUCCCCCAACCCUGCUCCCCUCACUCCAUUGAGCACCCCUUCACCCCAAUCUGGAGACACCACCUCACUCUCCUGGGGCCCCACACAGCCAGGCACGUCCAGACCUCCUCUUCCUCCUGCCACCACUCUGGCCAUUUGGGCCGUGGACUGAAGAAAGCAAGAGCUGAGGGCCUAACCGGCUUCUGAGUCUUGAGUGUGUUAGGCCCCAGGCCUCAGGCCAGGUAAGGAGGCUUCCUCUGCUGCACCCCGAAGCCCAGCAGUCUCAGGAGUUUGGUCACACCCUCUGCCUCCUCCCAGGGCCUUUUCCUGCUUUCUCAGGAGCUGGGCCCUGCCUGCCCAGGGCUGCUCAGACUUCAGGAAAGUUUUGAGAAAGGUUAAGAGGGAAAGAUCAAGUCGGCAGAGCCAUGGAAUCGUGAGGUCCUACAUCCAUAAAAUCCAACUUUUAAAAGGGUUUCUUCGUUUUCUAGCCCCAGAUAUGACCUGGCCAAUGCAAAGUGCCCAGGGCGUGGACUUAAACACACACGGGUUCUUCCAAUGUGGAAGUACAAACAGGGAGAAGGAGCAGUGAUUUGCCCAGGGACAAAUGCAGCCAGCAGAGGUAGAAUUUGGACCCAUGUCCAGACUCCCUCUUGAAUGAUUUCUAUGGCCUCCAGGAGAGGUUUGCACACAUCCACGGGUGAGAGGAGCAGGUGGUCCAGAGGUGCUUGCACGCCCCCUGCUGCCAUCCCAAACCAGCCCUUCAGCCUUUAAAUCCCUGACCCCCCUCCCCCACCCCAGAAGCUGCCAGACCUGCCUCCAGUAGGAGUGGCUAAAAGACCCCUUCGCCUUCACAAUUGCAAAGGAGAGCCAAGCUGGGCUCGCUGACCUCCCAGGUCAGCUUUUAUGAGACCCCACGGAACCCAGGCAGCCCAGCCCCAAAGACCUGGGGCAGCAGCAUAGCCUGCCCCAAUCCCAGGCCUUUCAAGGAAGUUCUGUCCCAAACCAGGCUGGACUCUCCAGUCCUGUGCCAAGAGCUCGUUGCUGUCCUUCAUUAAGAUCCUGUCCCACUUGGAGCCCAUUAUCAAAGCAUGCCAAGAGAUGGCAGUGAAUAUUGGGCAGGUCUAAAGUGAAUCUGCUUCUUCCUGAUGCCUACCCUGUGCCCUAAAGGGAGUGCCCUGAGCCAGCUAGGAGGCACAGAGUCCUCCCCCACUCUAGGAGGUUCCAGAUGACCUAGUUUUGUGUGCGUGUGCGUGUGUGUGUGUGUGUGUGUGUGUGUUUGGUCACCCAGACGUCAGUAUGAUGUCACCCAGUGAGUUUAUUUCUGGCUGUGUCUUUGUCAGCCUGGUUUCCAUAACUUGUGACCAAUUUGCCGCCUCCACCCUCGGUGGCUGCCCAGCUAAUGUCCCCCAUCCUUGUUGCCCUGGCCCCUGUCCUGGGUCUUCCCUAUAACAGGUGGCUCCAAUCCACAGCCUUUUGGAACAGACUGGCUGACAGACGGAGCACAAGGAUUCAGUCCCCUCUGGUGCCCUUGGCCAAGGCAGGGAUCACCCUUAAAAAGUGCAGGCCUAGGCCGCAGGAGUCGGGGACUCAGGAGGGAGUGGAUGAAGCUCAAUUGAGAAGCCGUGCUGGAAGGGAGUAUAGGCAGCAGGGAGGAAGAGGGGCUGUGAGGCGGCUAAGUGUGCUCAUAGGGUGGGGACCAUGAGUGCCGGAGCUGCUGAGAAGGGACACAGUCUCAGCCAUCGGAUCCCCUUGUCACCUACUCACAUAGUGCUUCUCGCUGACAGCGCCCACCUCCCUGUUGAUGGGCGUGCCAACUCUGGCCCCUCCCCCCACCUCUGCCACAGCCCUAACCUUCCAGGUCAGGACCAGCCUCAGGGCUGACAUGUGACUGGAGCCUCUCUCUGAGGACCCAGAUGCUCAGGCAUCUCAGGGCCCCUUCCCCAGGUGGGGGCAUCCCCCACCCCCGUCACUGCGGUGGCAGCACUGGGAGGCCUGGCCUAGGAGGCGGACCAGCCUGGGGUCAGCAGCACGUGGCACCAAGCCCGAGCUAUGAGGACCUUUUAAUUCCUGAUGGCCUGAAGCGGGGUGCAAUGGGGCCCCCUCACUGUUGGGGAAGCAAGAGUUCCCAUUGCCUAUAACCGCCCUCCCCUGAGCAGCCAACAGGCUAAAGUUGAGACCCACCGCUGUCCCUGUCCCCAGACCCUCAUCCCCAAAGACCUGGGAUAAGCCUCCUGCUCCUCCCAUGGCAGCAGCCGUGGCAGAGCCUCCAGCUCUCCCAGUGAGCCCAGCUGCAGAUGCACUCGGCUCCCCCUGGCUCCCAAGAUGGUGGGGGCAAUGGAGGGCUGACUGGGCCCCCAGACACAGCGUCCUGGAUACAUGUCCGAUUACCCCAGGGUGGCCCCACUUUAUCAACUCUCUAGGCCUUAUUUUAGAGGAUCUGGGCCCCUUGCUCAGAUCCAUCUGAGCCCCAACUCCAGAAUCAAGAAUGGGAAAUACAACUCCCUUUCCCACACGGUUUCAGGCAAGUCCCACCCCACACCUGGAGUAAGACCCGCCCUGGCAGCUUGAGCUGGAAGUCUGCCUGCCUCCAAGGGCACACGUAUUGAUCAGCCCUGAGCCCUUGACCCCUGAGAUCCUUGACACCUCCCACCCCUGCACCUGUGCCCCCACAGCCUGCCAGAAUGUGUCUUUGUGUCCAAUAGGCUUCCCUGGUAACCAUCCGUCCAUCUGUCCCCGUGUUCUGAUGUAUAUACCUUCUUGCUGCACCCCACCUCCCUGCAUAUGCCCCUUCACCCCGCUGGAGAGAAACCUCUCUAGGGAAAGGCAGGGUGGCUGCACCCAGCGACUAAUCCAAAUGGCAAAUAUUUUGUAACAAAAUAGCCCAGAGGUAUUUUAUCUGUUCAAUUCAUAGAGUUUUAGAGAUUAUAUUGAAAUAUGUCACUUGAGCAAA
Messenger RNA from Leopardus geoffroyi (Geoffroy's cat), 6959 nucleotides. RefSeq names its product IQ motif and Sec7 domain ArfGEF 3 (gene IQSEC3). The transcript has 15 exons. Gene Ontology annotation, biological process: actin cytoskeleton organization; regulation of ARF protein signal transduction. NCBI's taxonomy places the organism in Eukaryota, Metazoa, Chordata, Mammalia, Carnivora, Felidae. The coding region runs from base 132 to 3845 and encodes 1237 amino acids. The record is from RefSeq and is a predicted model, not a curated record. Gene Ontology annotation, molecular function: guanyl-nucleotide exchange factor activity; protein binding.